AUGCUUUUCUUCAAAAUCAUCAUUGCUGCUGUUCUUGCAGCCACAAUCUCCGCCAGCCGGAACCCUGCACAAGUUGACCAAACUGUACCUCAUGAAGUCCUACAGCGACGACAAUUCGAAAAGAGGUCCUCAAGACCCCUCAAAACUCGUGACUCCGGAAAUAAUCCUUCCCCAAAUACUAUUAAGCCCCAACCUACGAGGCCUAACCCACCGACCUGCCAUCCAUGUGAUGAUGGACCCGGUUGUUGCUGA
Melampsora larici-populina 98AG31 is the source of this 252-nucleotide messenger RNA. RefSeq lists its product as uncharacterized. Bases 1 to 252 code for a protein of 83 amino acids. NCBI's taxonomy places the organism in Eukaryota, Fungi, Basidiomycota, Pucciniomycetes, Pucciniales, Melampsoraceae. The transcript is spliced from 4 exons. The record is from RefSeq and is a predicted model, not a curated record.